UGUUGGUACAAAAGAUACUAUUAUAGAUCUGUCCUCUGAACUUAAAUAUCAACUUCAUCUCCCCCCCUAUCACCAUCAUCCUCUCUUUCUCAUUUGUGAACAAUAAAACUCCACAGUGCCAGACUUUCCGUUUCCUUCUGAUGCAGUUUCCAUUUCCAUUUCCUUUCCCACAAAAUAUUCACUGCAAUAAAUUCUAAAUUCUGAAUCAUCCACUUGUCAUUUAUUAACGCAUACCCAUUUCCCCUAAAGUCUCUCAUAUCAUAAACACAAAUAUAUAUUCACAAUUUUAUUUUCCAGAAAUCUAGAGAAGAAGAGAAAAAAAAAAGAUCCCAUGGAGAUGACAAGAAGCCACUUCUUAACAUUGUUACUCGGAGUCUCUAUAUCAGCAUUAGCCAUCCUACUCUUGUUCAUCUUCUGCACAAGAAGAAAACAUUCAUCUACUGAAUCUGAACAACACGACGUCGAGUCCCAUGGAUUCUCCUCAGAGGCAGAGAAGCUCGUGACGUUUCGCGGCGGCGAAGAUCUCACUAUCUGCGAUAUCCUCGAUGCUCCCGGAGAAGUCAUCGGAAAAUCAAGCUACGGCACUCUGUACAAGGCUUCCUUGCAACGCAGCGGUAAAGUUAGAGUUCUCAGGUUUCUCCGACCGGUUUGCACUGUGAGAUCGGAUGCUAAGGAGUUUAGCGGCGUCAUCGAGACGCUUGGGCUUGUUCGACAUGAGAACUUGGUUCCUCUGUUGGGUUUCUAUGGUGGAAACAGAGGAGAGAAGCUUAUGGUUCAUCCUUUCUUCUCUUCCGGGAAUCUUUCCGACUUCACCGCAAGUGGAGAUGAUGAAUCAGUAAAAUGGAUCAACAUUUUACGCAUCACUAUUGGAUUAACCGAAGCUCUUGAUUAUCUUCACAAUAGGAUGCAGAAACCGAUAGUCCACGGCAAUUUAAAAUCCAAGAACGUUCUUCUGAACUCGAGUUUCGAACCUCGAGUCUCUGAUUACGGUUUGCAUCUCCUCUUAAACCUCACGGCAGGACAAGAGAUUCUUGACGUUUCUGCAGCCGGGGGGUACAAAGCUCCUGAGUUGAUAAAGGUGAAGGAAGUGAGCAAAGAGAGUGAUGUGUAUAGUCUCGGUGUGAUCAUGCUUGAGCUAGUCACUGGUAAAGAACCGAUAAAUAAGGAUCCAACAGGAGAUGAUGAGUUCUAUCUUCCUGAUUUUGUGAGGAAUGCUGUUAUUGAUCAUAAGCUGUCUGAUCUAUACCGUCCUGAGAUUCUCAAGAGUAGCGGUGAUAUGAGUGAAGAACGUGUCCUCAAGUAUUUUCAGCUUGCAUUGUCUUGCUGCUCUCCUUCGCCUUCCCUUAGGCCAAACAUCAAGCAGGUCUUGAGGAAACUCGAAGACAUCAAGAAAUGUUAGAAGAAUUUUGGAAUGAUUGAGAGUAAGAACGAAAGAAGGAACCAAUACAACUCUUUACAAAGGUUCAUGAUUAAAAGGUCAUAGUCAAAGGAAAAAUAGGAGUUGCUUCCGAGGUAAAAGACUUCUGAUAUGAUCAGUGGCCUGAGGAGAUGUAGAACAUUGAUGUUAAUGAAGAUAACAUGGAACAAAGUUAUUACGAGAGUAACACAAUUGUAAAGAGGAGAGGAUUGUACUUAGAAGUUUACGCAUCUUGAGGGGUCGACUAUCUAUUUCUUCACGAGAACUAUGGUAUAGUGCUAUAUGUCUCCGAAACUAUUGCCUCUAUUUAUAUUCCACUGAGAAUAAAGUUUCAUUCCUAUUU
Messenger RNA from Brassica oleracea var. oleracea, 1760 nucleotides. RefSeq names its product putative kinase-like protein TMKL1. Gene Ontology annotation, biological process: protein phosphorylation. Bases 332 to 1399 code for a protein of 355 amino acids. Gene Ontology annotation, molecular function: ATP binding; protein kinase activity. The record is from RefSeq and is a predicted model, not a curated record. Lineage: Eukaryota; Viridiplantae; Streptophyta; Magnoliopsida; Brassicales; Brassicaceae. The transcript has 2 exons.